Molecule: messenger RNA, 920 nt
Organism: Hyphopichia burtonii NRRL Y-1933
Lineage: Eukaryota; Fungi; Ascomycota; Pichiomycetes; Serinales; Debaryomycetaceae
Exons: 1
Coding region: 156-920 (254 amino acids)
Molecular function (GO): nucleic acid binding
Source: RefSeq, a predicted model, not a curated record
AAAGUAUCAUCAAGCUCCUUCAAGAAGAUAAGCAAUGUCGUCCGCAGAAGCUCUAUCCGCUGCCGCUGUAAGCCGCCAAACCCCAAGAAUCUUCUUGUCGAAUAUCAAUUAUUACACCACUGAGGAAGAUUUAGAGGAGUUAUUAUGUGAUUUCAAUGUGUAUGGUCAUACCCACGAAUUGGUUUAAUGAUAGAUUACUAACCCUCUCUAGAGUAAGUGUUCUCAUUCCAAGCUACACGGUACGUUUCUCUAGGGGAAAAUAUAAGCCUUUAGGGAUUGCCUAUGCUGAAUUGGGGUCUUUAGAAGAUGCUCAGAAAGCAAUUGAAAGUUUGAAUGGAUCUAUUUUCAAAGAUCGUUCUUUGAAAGUAAGACUUCAUGUUCCUUAUAAACCAAGAAUCAAGUUAAGCGUUGAAACAAAGGCCGAAGCUCAAGGGUCUCCAAUUAGCCUUGUUUCGCUUGAUGGAUCAGCGCAAGUUUCUGAACAUGACGCUAAUGAACUGAACGAAACCAGUCUUCCAAAGUCUCCUAGACCUGCUUUAUCAGAUGAUACUCUUUUCAUUUCAAAUGUUCAUCACAAAGUCACCGAAGAGUUAAUCCGCCAACACUUUGAUGAUAAACCAACUACAGUAUACCGUUAUACUCCCAAAAACAGAAAGAGAACUGGAUCGAUAUCUUUUAGGCAUUCACCAAUUUCUUACUUUGUUACUUUUGGGGCUUUGGAAGAUAAAUCUUUGGAUGAUAUCGUUGGUGAAUACAAAUCCAAGAAACUAAACGGUCGUUUUGUUCUUUUUCGUAAAGCAUUCGCUGAUAGAUUAGAAUUGAUUAAAAUUGCUAAUCAAGAACCUCAACCUGCGCAAAUUGAUGAAUCUGAAACUGAAAAUUCAAUUAUAAAUGAGCUGCAAGGUCAAGAUGAAACUUAA